Rhinocladiella mackenziei CBS 650.93 is the source of this 2796-nucleotide messenger RNA. Its product is annotated as trehalose-phosphatase. The record is from RefSeq and is a predicted model, not a curated record. The transcript is spliced from 2 exons. Gene Ontology annotation, cellular component: cytosol; alpha,alpha-trehalose-phosphate synthase complex (UDP-forming). Gene Ontology annotation, biological process: trehalose biosynthetic process. Gene Ontology annotation, molecular function: catalytic activity. The coding region runs from base 1 to 2796 and encodes 931 amino acids. Lineage: Eukaryota; Fungi; Ascomycota; Eurotiomycetes; Chaetothyriales; Herpotrichiellaceae.
AUGACCAUCUUUGUGGCUACCCUAUUCCUCCCUUACACAGUCAACUUCGAUGCUCCAACCUCUAGGCCAGAGUCUCCCGUACUUCAGAGACUGGACUCUGCUGUCUCCCCAAAUCCCCCGCUUGACCAUCAACCUGUCAGUUUGUUCACCCCGACCGCGGGCAUAACGGCCAGUAUCGCUCAAAGUCCCGGUCCAAUAAUUCAAACUCCAGGAGCCACCACCGACCACGAAAAGAUCUUUCGUCCACAUAUCGAACGACCAAUCAGCUUGACCCUACCAAGUUCCAGACAAAACUCCGCUAGUUCGGUGAUUAGGGAUCCCCGAACUGUUUCUCGACAUGACCUUCAUUCGCCGGGCUGGGGAAAGGCCCAUGCGUGGAAUCAACCACCAUCACGAGCAAAAUCGCCUCCGCCGAGCUCCAUUCUAAAACACGCUGUCGCCAGUGUUAAGGAGAAGGCAACACCUGUCCUCUACAAUUCAACAAGCAAGCUGGGACGGCGACAGGGAUCCAGAACCGUCACUCAUGAAAGAAGCUUCUCGGAAUACAGCUAUACAGUUGAGAAAGCUCUCAUCGGCAAUGGAGGUCUAUUCAAUGCGAUCGAUGCUGCGGCGGAGGCUGAGAUUCUCGAGGAAAAGACCUGGGUGGGAACCUUGGGUUGUCCAAUCGAUGUCUUGGAAGAUCACUUGAAAGAGAACAUUGCCGAAAAGCUUGAAAAUGACUACGACUCACUAACGGUCUAUGUCAGUGACAGUGAUCUCAACGGUCACUAUGAACAUUACUGCAAGACCAUUCUGUGGCCGGUCUUUCACUAUCAGAUCCCGGACCAUCCCAAGAGCAAGGCCUACCAAGAUCAUUCUUGGAUCUUCUACGUCAAAGUCAACGAAGCGUUUGCGGAUCGGAUUGCCAAGAAUUACAAGAAAGGAGAUAUCAUCUGGGUUCAUGACUACCAUCUGCUCCUGGUCCCUGGUUUACUGCGACAGAAACUGCCCGACGCGGAGAUCGGGUUCUUCCUUCACGCCGCGUUUCCGUCGUCGGAGAUCUUCCGAUGCUUGGCAGCCCGAACCGACCUGCUGGAAGGAAUUCUGGGAGCCAACAUGAUCGGCUUUCAAAAUGACGAGUACUGUCAUCAUUUCCUCCAAACCUGCAGUCGUCUCUUGAAUGUCGAAGCUACCAAACACGGAGUCAUCCUGGAAAAUGGAAGAUUCGUCCACGUCAACACCUGCCCCAUCGGGAUUGAUCCCAAAACCCUCGACCAGCAACGACGAUUGCCUGAAGUGAGGGAAUGGAUUCAGACCAUCACGGAGAAAUAUCGUGGCAAGCGCAUCAUUGUUGCUCGAGACAAACUGGACAACAUCCGUGGCGUGCGUCAGAAGAUUUUGGCGUACGAGUUGUUUCUCAACAAGUAUCCGGAAUACAAGGAUAAGGUCGUUCUCAUCCAGAUUGCCACUUCGUCCACAGAAGAUCCCGAAUUGAGUGCCACGGUGGCCGACAUCGUCACUCGCGUCAAUUCCACUCAUUCCACCCUGGCCCAUCAGCCCCUUGUGUUCUUGAAGCAAGAUAUCGAUUUCGCCCAAUAUUUGGCUCUUCUCACCGUGGCGGAAUGCUUGAUGAUUACCAGCUUGCGAGAAGGAAUGAACCUGACCAGUCACGAAUUUAUCGUUUGUCAGGAUGGCCAAGUCACCGACACCAAGCACGGCCCGUUGAUCCUUAGUGAGUUCACGGGUUCCGGCACCGUCUUUGGACACGAUGCGAUCCUGAUCAACCCAUGGCAUUACAGCCAGUGUGCCGACGCGAUCAAAGAAGCUCUUGAUAUGUCCCCCCAAGAACGAGAGCGACGCUGGAAAGCCAUGUACGAUACUGUCGUCAACCAGAACGCCAUUGGUUGGUUCGAGUUGUACGUCAAGGCCUUGAAUCACGCGUGGAAGGAACAUUCUAUCCGCGACUCUACCUCAGUUCCGCGAUUGUCCCUCUCUGCGGUCAGGUCAAAAUAUCGGAAGGCGUCGAAACGUUUGAUCAUCCUUGACUAUGAAGGGACUUUGGCAUCGUGGGGCUCCCCCACCGAUAUUAUCUUGACCACUCCCAAACGAUCCGUGGAUGUCCUGAACGAUCUGAUUGAGGACAAGAAGAAUAUUGUGUAUGUUAUGAGCUCCAGGAUGCCCGAGGAAAUGGAGAGACUGUUCAGUCCGGUGACCGGUAUUGGCAUGAUCGCAGAAAAUGGUGGGUUUGUCAUGGAACCAGGCUCGGACGAAUGGGAGGAAUUGACCAACCUCGAACAUGCCAAAACGUGGAAGAACGGGGUUAAGAGCAUUCUUCAAUACUAUGUGGACAGAAUCGAGGGAAGCAGAAUGGAGGAACGACAUUCAUCGUUAAUCUUCGACUACACGGAGGCAGAUGAUGUGCCCAGUGCCUUCAAACAAGCCGGUGAAUGCGCCAAUCAUAUCAAUGAUGCCUGCCGAGGACAGCAUGUCAGUGCCGUGCCCAUUGAGGACGGAUUGUUUAUUUCGGAAAUGGAUGUCAACAAGGGAUUGGCAGCCCAGUUUAUCAACGACAAGCUUGAAAAGUUGAAAGAGGAAACGGGCGAACCACGACCGGAUUUCCUCAUGGUUAUCGGAGACUCGAGAGAAGACGAGUAUGUGUUCAACUGGGCCCAUCGACUAGAGAAGGCUGGGAAGGUUCGAGAUGUGGUGACGGUGACUUUAGGUGCCAGAAGCACAGAAGCAUCGGCCACGUUGACUCAAGGUGUAACUGGGGUGUUGUCCAUUCUGGAGAAACUUGCGAGGACUUCACAGCAAUGA